Messenger RNA from Hypoxylon fragiforme, 2200 nucleotides. RefSeq lists its product as uncharacterized. Gene Ontology annotation, molecular function: protein binding; peptidyl-prolyl cis-trans isomerase activity. Lineage: Eukaryota; Fungi; Ascomycota; Sordariomycetes; Xylariales; Hypoxylaceae. The record is from RefSeq and is a predicted model, not a curated record. Gene Ontology annotation, biological process: protein peptidyl-prolyl isomerization; protein folding. The transcript is spliced from 2 exons. The coding region runs from base 202 to 2073 and encodes 623 amino acids.
GGUUAGUUAACUACCUAAUAGUACAUACCUACCUACUUACUAUUUAGGUACAUAUUCUUUUGAAUGUCGUCGUCCCCUUCAGGCGCCAUCGACGCAACCCUUAUUCGUGGUUCGCUAAUGAUUUUUUAGCUUACGGGUCAUUACGAGAGAAUAAUUAAUAACCAGCCAUCAUAAUUAUCAUCAUCAUCAUCAUCACUAAGAAUGACAGAAUCCAGCAAUAACAAGAGAAGUCAUUCAGACUUCGCCGAAAAUAAUGGCCAAGGCCCGGAUAGCUCUUCAGAUGAAGAUGAUAUUGGACCUCAGUUGCCCUCAACGGCAGAAGCACCCAAGAAGAAACGACGCGUACUGCCGCAUGAAAAACUCUACAUCGAAGCGCUCCCCAAGUCAGCACGCUAUUCAAAAUCCUUAAUGCACAAAGAGCAAGUCUCAUUCGUCAAUGUCACCCGAUCCGAGUUCCUCAUAUCGACUUCCGUAGAUGGCGUGGUUAAGUUUUGGAAGAAAGUUGCCCAGGGAAUCGAAUUCGUCAAAGAGUUCAAGGCCCACCAGGACGAAGUUCGAUCCGUUUCUGUUAGCCACGACGGACGAAGUUUUGCGACCGCUGGCGCUGAUAAGACUAUCAAGAUCUUCGAUGUCAUAACCUUUGACCUCCUUGCUAUGCUUUCUCUCGAAUAUGCGCCCCGAUGUGUCUGCUGGGUGCACAAGAUGGGUGCUUCAUUACCACUGCUAGCUGUCUCGGACGAUUCGAAACCCCUAAUCUACAUUUACGAUGGGCGAGGCGAAACUCAAACACCUAUACACACAAUUAAGGGCCUGCAUAGGAGUGUGGUGUCGAUGAUGGCUUUCAACGACUCUUAUGACUGCGUGGUCUCUGCGGACGAUGGCGGUAUGCUCGAGUACUGGUCGCCGAGUACCAAUUACGAAAAGCCGGAGAAUGUUUUCCAGUACAAGAGCUCUACAAACCUUUUUGAAUUUAAGAAGGCUAAAUCGACUCCUGUCUCGUUGACGAUGUCGCCUUCAGGGCAUCAGUUUGUCACAUUCUCCGUGCCCGAUCGUAAGAUUCGGAUUUUCGAAUUUACCUCUGGUAAACUAUAUCGGACCUACGAUGAAUCACUGCAGGUGAUUGAGGAGAUGCAACGGGCGGGAACCGCCAUGCAGAAGUUAGACGACGUUGACUUAGGGAGAAGGCUUGCGGCAGAGCGAGAAAUUGAAUCCAGUUCACUUCGAAACAAGGUUAAUGUCAUCUUUGACGAAUCAGGCCACUUCAUCCUAUAUGGUUCUAUCUUUGGUAUCAAGGUACUCAACACCUUUACUAACCAGGUUGUAAAGGUGUAUGGGAAAGAUGAACAUCUUCGUCUAGUCAAUUUGGCUCUAUAUCAAGGGCAACCCCAAAAGAAAGGCGUGACAACUGUGGCGAUGGCAGCGUCGAGUAACCCUCUUUUGCAGGAGUCCGAGGCAAGAGAUCCAAUGCUUUUUGCAACGGCUGUGGGGAAAGUUCGGUUUUACAUGUUCACCAACGACGAAGAGAUAUCAAGAUCUGAAAGAGACAUCCAGAAUGAGAAGCCGACUAUGCUGAAUCCUAGGAAGGCGGCGCAGAAAAAGACGGGUGAGACCGGGACAGCAGCAAUUCUACACACUAACUACGGGGAUAUCCACAUCCGGCUCUUCCCAGAUGCUGCGCCGAAGGCUGUUGAGAAUUUUGUCACUCAUUCUAAGCAUGGCUACUAUAACAACACAAUAUUUCACAGAGUAAUACGCAAAUUCAUGAUCCAGGGAGGUGAUCCUCUAGGUGAUGGGACGGGUGGUGAAAGUAUUUGGGGGAAAGAGUUCGAGGACGAGUUCAGUACUCUCAAGCAUGACAAGCCGUACACGGUAAGCAUGGCAAAUGCAGGUCCAAACACCAACGGGAGUCAAUUCUUCAUCACGACUGAGAAGACUCCAUGGCUAGAUAACAAGCACACGAUAUUUGGAAGGGCGGUGCAGGGUUUAGAUGUGAUUCAUAAGAUCGAAAAUGUGCGAACUUAUAAGGAGAAGCCGGAGGAAGAUAUCAAAAUCCUCAAUAUCGAUAUAGUUUAGCAUUGAAAUGACUAAGCGCCUUAAAACCACAGCAACGAUGUAUAUAGUGGCAUCUAUCAUUCAAAUUUGAAUGUUCGAUGUUGUGCUUAAUUUUAAUUGGAUCAAGCUGGCUGCUGGAGACUUUUAA